AUGGCAUUGGGAAAGAAGAGAAUAAUAGUUGUCCAGAAAUCGCAUUUGAAGCAACGUCGUGGUGUGGAAGAUGGAGGAUUAGGGUUAGAGUUAGAGUUAGAGUUGGUUCAGUACAAGAGAGGAUUUGGGAGGAAGAGGGUUUUAAUUUCAUCAGGUGAUAAGAUUUGUGAUUCACCUGUCCGAAAAACCUCAUCGAAGAAGCUAUGCGAUGAAGCUUCGGCUGCAGGUGGUCAAAGUCGAGAGCUUGAAUAUCUUCCUCUAGAUAUUCUGACAUUAAUCGCAAAGCAGUCACAUUUCGCAUAUAGUACACCUUGGAAAACCUCUGUUUUCGAACGUAGCAGAUUCGGUUUAGAUAAACCGUUUGGUUUAGGUGAUGGCGACGAUUAUGAGAUUGAAGCCCCAGGAGCCCCAUUGCAGAAAAGGUACCGUUCCCGUGACGAGGACGAUUCUGGAGUCUCAGUGGCUCUAUUCAAGUGA
Messenger RNA from Brassica rapa (field mustard), 477 nucleotides. Its product is annotated as F-box protein At1g61340. The record is from RefSeq and is a predicted model, not a curated record. NCBI's taxonomy places the organism in Eukaryota, Viridiplantae, Streptophyta, Magnoliopsida, Brassicales, Brassicaceae.